Bursaphelenchus xylophilus (pine wood nematode) is the source of this 505-nucleotide messenger RNA. The record is from the annotation of a GenBank genome assembly. Lineage: Eukaryota; Metazoa; Nematoda; Chromadorea; Rhabditida; Aphelenchoididae.
AUGUAUGACUAUCAAGUGGUCCUGGCUCUGGAGAUGAUUGUGCUCAUCGCGGGGGAGACCGGUAUUGCUAUGGUUCACGGAUGGACUGAGGGCAUCGGAUACUCCAUGAAGGGAUAUUACACUCCACUGUAAGACAAACUAGCAGUCAUUUAAAUUUACCGUGUAUUAGAUGGACUUGUGCCGUUUUAAUGGUCCUUCUUUUCCUCCUGAUCAUCUCAUUGUUCUUCGUUUUCAUCGGAUUACAUUUUAAUUACCCUGGGAUCAUUCAACACCAUUCCUUUGCCCUGGUGAGUGAUUUCUAAUAAACAAACCAUCCAUCCUUUUCCAGGCCUUCAGUUUCCCCGUCGCUUUGUGUGUUGUGAUUGCCGGAAUAGCAACUGGAGGUCCAUUUUUAGUUGCAUUCCUCGUUGUUCUCUAUUUUGGGGCCCUUCUUCCGUUUGCGUAUAUCUACGCAUCGCAUGAAUGGACCACAACGGACAUAAAAGACCUGGAAGGACAGGCCUAG